CUGAGGAACCUCAGACUGUGCGGGACGGUGCCGUACUUCCAACAGAGAAGAGGUUUUCCUGUACUGAGUGCGGAAAGGGGUUCAAAUUUAAAUGCACUCUUAAUGAGCACAUGAGAUCUCACACAGGGGAAAAACCGUAUUCCUGUACUGAGUGUGAAAAAUGUUUUUCAUUUAAGUCCAACCUUAAAACUCAUCAAAGACUUCACACAGGUGAGAAGCCGUAUUCCUGUUCUGAGUGCGGGAAAUGUUUUACAUUAAAUUCAGCUCUUGUCACACAUAAAAGGCUUCACACGGGAGAAAAACUGUACUCCUGUAAUGAGUGUGGGAAAUGUUUUUCAAACAAAUCCAGUUAUGACACACAUGAGAGAUUGCACAGAGGGGAGAAUACAAAUUCCUGUCCUGAGUGCGGGAAAUGUUUUUCCCGAAAGUCCAGUCUUUACACACAUCAGAAAUUGCACACGGGAGAGAAGCCAUUUUCAUGUUCUGAGUGCGGGAAAUGUUUUGCGUUAAAAGAAUCUUAUCACAAACAUGAGAGAUUGCACACAAGUGGGAGGCCAUAUUCCUGUACCGAGUGCGGGAAAUGUUUUACACAGAAGUCCAAUCUUUACAUACACCAAAGAACUCACACGGGGGAAAAGCCAUUUUCAUGUCCUGAGUGCGGGAAAUGUUUUUCAGAUAAGUUUUAUCUUUCUACACAUGAGAGAUCUCACACAGGGGAAAAGCCAUAUUGCUGUCCUGAGUGCGGGAAAUGUUUUUCACAGAAGUCCAAUCUUUCCAGACAUCAGAGAUUUCACACAAUAGAGAAGCCAUUUUCAUGCCCUGAGUGCGGGGAAUGUUUUUCAGAUAAGUUUUAUCUUUCUGCACAUGAGAGAUCUCACACGGGGCAAAAGCCAUAUUCCUGUCUUGAGUGUGGGAAAUGUUUUUCACAGAUGUCCAAUCUUUACAUUCACCAAAGAUCUCACACGGGGGAAAAGCCAUAUUCCUGUCCUGAGUGCGGGAAUUUUUUUUCAGCGAAGAGCACUCUUUCCAGACAUCAGAGAUUGCACACAGGGGAGAAGCCGUAUUCCUGUACUGAGUGCGGGAAAUGUUUUUCACGGAAGUACUAUCUUUCCACACAUCAGAGAUCUCACACAGGGGAGAAGCCAUAUUCCUGUCCUGAUACUGAGUGCGGGAAAUUAUUUUCACAGAAGUCCUUUCUUGACCUUAAUCAGAGAUCUCACACAGGGGAAAAGCCACAUUCAUGCCCUGAGUGCGGGAAAUGUUUUUCACACAAGUCCAGUCUUUCCAUACAUCAGAGAUUGCACACAGGGGAGAAGCUGUAUUCCUGUACUGAGUGUGGGAAAUGUCUUGUAAACAAGUCACUUCUUUACAGACAUCAGAGAACACACACGGGAGAGAAGCCAUUUUCAUGUCCUGAGUGCGAGAAAUGUUUUUCCCACAAGUCCAGUCUUUCCAUACAUCAGAGAUUGCACACGGGGGAGAAGCCGUACUCCUGUGCUGAGUGUGGGAAAUGUUUUGCAAAGAAGCCACAUUUUUUCGAUCAUCAGAGAUCUCACACGGGAGAGAAGCCAUUUUCGUGUCCUGAGUGUGGGAAAUGUUUUUCACAAAAGUCCAGUCUUUACACACAUCAGAGAUUGCACACGGGGGAAAAGCCAUACUCCUGUGCUGAGUGUGGGAAAUAUUUUUCAGUGAAGUGCAAUUUGUACAAACAUCAGAGAUCUCACACGGCGGAGAAGCCACAUUCCUGUCCGGAGUGCGGGAAAUGUUUUUCAGAGAAGUCCAGUCUUUCCAGACAUCAGAGAUUUCACACAGGGGAAAAGCCACAUUCCUGUCCGGAGUGCGGGAAAUGUUUUUCACAGAAGUCCAAUCUUUCCAUACAUCAGAGAUCUCACAAGGGGGAGAAGCAACUUUCCUGUCCUCAGUGUGGGAAAUGUUUUUCACACAAGUCCAGUCUUUACACACAUCAGAGAUCGCACACGGGAGAGAAGCCAUUUUCAUGUCCUGAGUGUGGGAAAUGUUUUUCACACAAGUCCAGUCUUUCCAUACAUCAGAAAUUGCACAUGGGGGAAAAGCCAUAUUCCUGUGCUGAGUGCGGGAAAUGUUUUGUAAACACGUCACAGCUUUACAAACAUCAGAGAUCUCACACAGGAGAGAAGCCAUAUUCAUGUCCUGAGUGCGGGAAAUGUUUUUCAGCGAAGAGCAAUCUUUCCAAACAUCAGAGAUCUCACACGGGAGAGAAGCCAUUUUCAUGUCCGGAGUGUGGGAAAUGUUUUUCAGCGAAGAGCAAUCUUUCCAAACAUCAGAGAUCUCACACGGGAGAGAAGCCAUUUUCAUGUCCGGAGUGUGGGAAAUGUUUUUCAGCGAAGAGCAAUCUUUCCAAACAUCAGAGAUCUCACACGGGAGAGAAGCCAUUUUCAUGUCCGGAGUGUGGGAAAUGUUUUUCAGAUAAGUCCAAUCUUUCCAAACAUCAGAGAUCUCACACGGGAGAGAAGCCAUUUUCAUGUCCGGAGUGUGGGAAAUGUUUUUUAGAUAAGUACCAUCUUUGCAGACAUCAGAGAUCUCACACAGGGGAGAAGCAUAUUCCUGUCCUGAGUGUGGGAAAUGUUACUCAUUGAAGUCCUGUCUUCCUUUACAUCAGCACAAAGUGGGUCCAGCAGCGAUUACUGCAGAUAAUCAUUGGCUGUGUAGAGAGCCCAGAAUAGGUGUGGCUGCCACUGAACUGUCAUUAUAGUGACCAUGGCCGGCAGACACACCUACCCACUGAUAGCCACAGGAGGAGCUGCCGCUAGCAUAUGUAUGUGCUGUGGGUGGGGGUUGGGGUGAACAAUUAAAAUCUGGAGGGAUGCAGCCCAAUCCAGCACCUCCCUAGAUCUGACCAUGCAGCAUUUACUUACCUGGCUCCCAUGCAUUCCCUACUGCCAUUGUCAUUGCAAACAUGGCAGUUCCGGCAUCCCUCCAGCGGUGCAUUUGCCUGACUUGUCCAUGUAGACUGCUAUGUUUGCAUGGCAUCCUCAGUGUCCCACUAGAUGGGCUUGUCUGUGUCGGCCACCUUGGCUGCUGAGUGUGACCACGAGAGGGUAAUACCAGUUAUCUGACAUUAACCCUUUCAGAGCCAGUGUUGAUCUCCUUUUUUUUUG
This is a messenger RNA of Rana temporaria (common frog), 3137 nucleotides long. Its product is annotated as oocyte zinc finger protein XlCOF6-like. The record is from RefSeq and is a predicted model, not a curated record. The coding region runs from base 111 to 2615 and encodes 834 amino acids. The transcript is spliced from 2 exons. NCBI's taxonomy places the organism in Eukaryota, Metazoa, Chordata, Amphibia, Anura, Ranidae.